AUGUUUGGGGAUUUAUACCACUAUGCACUAGCACAGGCCAAAUUCGACGAGGUUUAUCGCCAGAAUCUUUCGAUUCGACUGCGCGAAGUCAUCAUAAAGUCCUGGACGUUGAUCGGCAUGCCUCGUGCCAUCGCUGCGUCUUACAGCCUCCAAGCUGCAGAUCAGACAGAUGAUGAAGCUGGCAACAUCCGGAGAGCCAAACUCAUAAACGAGCCGGGCCUCCCUUCUCAACGAUCACAAUCUUGGUUUAAGCAAGCUUUUCAGGACAUGGAGCCGAAGAUAUUUUCUCGCUUCAGCUACCAUAGUGAACUGGAAUGGACAUUACGAUACGUCGUCUAUGGCUACUUUUUAGGCGAUCUGAGUGUUCUCACUCCAAUCGAAAAUGAAUUUGUUGUCCUAGCUAGCGUGCUGCCUGCUGGAGGGUCACCAAGUGUCACUCACAUGAAAAUACUCCGGCAGCUAGGAGUGAGCGCGAGAGAUGGAGAAGUCUUUCUAGAUAUCUGCAAGAAAGUAUCACAGUGGGCGGGAGUCAACACCUCCAGUUGGCCGUCUUAUGAGGCGACUGAGUUAUGA
Messenger RNA from Cladophialophora psammophila CBS 110553, 573 nucleotides. RefSeq lists its product as uncharacterized. Lineage: Eukaryota; Fungi; Ascomycota; Eurotiomycetes; Chaetothyriales; Herpotrichiellaceae. The coding region runs from base 1 to 573 and encodes 190 amino acids. The record is from RefSeq and is a predicted model, not a curated record. The transcript is spliced from 2 exons.